Molecule: messenger RNA, 610 nt
Organism: Odocoileus virginianus texanus
Lineage: Eukaryota; Metazoa; Chordata; Mammalia; Artiodactyla; Cervidae
Gene: ACYP1
Product: acylphosphatase 1
Molecular function (GO): acylphosphatase activity
Source: RefSeq, a predicted model, not a curated record
UUCCGGGCGCAGCGGUUCCGCGGCCGAGGGGUGACUGUUGGCCUGGUGGUCGGCCGGGUAGUCCCUAACGCUUGAGAGGACGACAAAGAGGGUUUGAGCAUGAGCAUGGCAGAAGGGGAUACCCUGAUAUCAGUGGAUUAUGAAAUUUUUGGAAAGGUGCAAGGAGUGUUUUUCCGCAAGUACACUCAGGCUGAGGGUAAAAAGCUUGGAUUAGUAGGCUGGGUCCAGAACACUGACCAGGGCACAGUGCAAGGACAAUUGCAAGGGCCCACCUCCAAAGUACGUCAUAUGCAGGAAUGGCUUGAGACAAAAGGAAGUCCCAAAUCGCACAUCGACAGAGCAAGCUUCCACAAUGAGAAGGUCAUCUUAAAGCUGGACUAUGCAGAUUUCCAAAUUGUGAAAUAAUGGUCUGCAUUUAAAUUUUCCAAGAUACUGAGUGGUUUUGUUUUUCAUUGUUAAUAGAGAUAGAACUAUUCUGUGUUCAAUAUUAGAAUUUGUCAAUAAGUUAUUUUAGCAUGUUAUUUGCUGGUUACUGUGUAUUAUAUGUGUGAUGAAAGAAUUAAAACUAUACACAAUUCUAAUCAAUAAAAACAACCUUCUGUGUAAGAUA